Molecule: messenger RNA, 4272 nt
Organism: Mya arenaria
Lineage: Eukaryota; Metazoa; Mollusca; Bivalvia; Myida; Myidae
Exons: 5
Coding region: 988-2688 (566 amino acids)
Molecular function (GO): protein binding
Source: RefSeq, a predicted model, not a curated record
UCUGGGAGGUGUGUGUUUGUGAGUGUGGGGGGCUUAACCAAGUUCAUAUGCGAAUAACACUUGUGGAAAAAUACAACACAAUAUAAUUAAGUAUACUCCCAUCGGAGUGAAAGUCAAUGUAAGCUAGUUAUUGGGUGAGUUAUAUACAUGUUUUAACCCAAAAUGGUUCAUGCGUUUUAAAAACCUUAUCUCACAAGACGUAACGAAACUCCGAUUAGAUUUAAAUGCAAUCUGUACUGUAAGACACUAAUUAGAAUUAUAUUAAAUAUUAAUAGAAGGAAAAAUGUGUAAGACAAAAGAAGGUUUUUUAUGGGUUAUUUCGAGAAAUUGAGCUUAGCUAUCAUUGAGUAAACUACUGUGUGUAACUUGAAGGCCGGACAUUUUGUAAACAGUUGCUGCGCUGUAAAACAUUUAACCCAUUAUUGCAACUAACGGAGCAAAGCUUUAAAUAAACCGUGUGUAUCAGACGAUGCAUUUAACGGGGUAACACCCAACUAUUUGCACUUUGCGCAAAAACAAGUAGAACUAUUUUUGACUAACAUCUAUCAAAUAUUUAAAAAAAAACAUUUCAACACACGUUUCUGUGGCGAUUUCAAGACUAUGCGAUGUACAUAUUUUGUAUUUUGAUAGGACAUGCAAAGUGUUUAUGCAGCUUUCAAUAGAAAAGGAAGAAAAUGGACAAUAAAGUAAAUGCAUGCAUAUAUGUCGAAAUUAUUCAUGACAGUUUAAGAGUUUUCCAUGGAGUUUACAUUGUAUGUGUUCACUGUCUGGAUUCCAAAUCCUUCCAGUGAUAGAUAUUUCGAAGAUGUAAAACAGUGUUUGGCACAGAUGUUAUAUGAUGUCUGGCCAUUUGAAGGGCAUGUAAACGAAGACCCUCUUUAGUUUGAACUUUUAACGAUAUCGAAUACUUGCCUAUAGAUAAUUAAUUCACACUACGAUAUUCAAAGGAGUUUUAAGAUACCUGGCUCACCUCAUCUCAACUCAACCAUGGAUGAUUAUAUUGUUGAGAAGAAGGAAUACUCCCCAAAGGAUUUUUACGAGAAGUUCAGCAAAAAGUUGCCGAUAAUUGUUAUGAUUACACAAGGCUACUGCGGGGAAAUACAGGGAGAUACGUUUGACAGGGGAAUGGUGAUUCGAUUUCAGACCAUAUCUAGGCAACCGAGGGUCAUUGCUCAAUUUAGAUUGGGUAGGAAUAUAAUGCACGUGAGCAUUCCACAGAAAUUUGAGCAACCGGUUUGUGUCAAAGGCACUGGCAAAAAAGUUAUAAAGGAAAGGACGAUCGCUGAUAUUCUCCAAGAGCAAACUCUACCAUGCGUGGUUGAGUUUCAGAAAAAGAAAAGCAUAACAGUUGGAAACCGGAUAAUAAAUACAGACAACAUUCCUGAAAUUGACCUUACAGGCACAUUUGAUGAGAUUUACCUACUUGGAAACAACAUAGAUUCAGACACCCUAGAGACCGUGGUGAUUCAUGUGCCACUAUAUCUCACACAGCUUCGCCUUGCCGUUGUGACGGGACACAAGAAUAAAUCUGAAGACGAAUGGCAUGCCUUUCUCAAGGACCUUGACUAUCAUUGCGACUUUUUUUCCUAUGAUACAUGUUACGGGAAUCCAGAAAUGGCACACUAUAAAGAACAAUUCUCAGCAAAGGAUGGGGCUGUGUAUUCUUACGUUGAACCAUGUUCGUACAUCAAUUUCUGGUCACUUGUUCACAAACCGUACGCAAACGUAAAUUCUGCAAAAAAAGAAGAUGAAAUUAUUUGCGUGGGUGAAUCAUUUGAUGGCAUGGAUGGUUAUGAACCUAUAGAGAUUAUUACAAAGCCAAACACAAGUAAGUUAAAGACACUAAGUUCACAGCAGAUUAAGCAGCCAAAACCAUUUAUGCCGCUACCUGCCGAAGAGCCCGAUAUUGAUAUUUAUGAGAACAGCGAGAAUCUAUUAGAUCAAGUCAAAGAAAACAAACAUGGCGAUGUAGAGCCGAACAGAGAUGGCAGUUGCGACCUUGAGCAGAACAUACUACUUGCAAAAGCACGACUGAAACCAGUGAAAGCGAAGCCAGAGAGCAACACCACAGCACAAGAAAAAUACAAUAUGUUUACAGGAGCUGAGCUUAAAAAGAAAACUCAAGCAGCUAGGCCGAAGAAUCCACCAGCACCUGGAAGUAAACCAAAAAUUUCCAUCAAGCCUAAAGGGUGGCUGAAAAGUUCAGAUCCUCCAGAAAACCUCGGAAAAACAAAUUCUCCUAAGUCGGACUUGAAAAGUAGAAAAUUGGCACAAAACGUUCAGCAACCGAAAUUGUUCAGUCCAGAUAACACGGCGGUUCCGAGUAAUGAACGUCCUUCAGCAAUGGUGGCUCCGAUCACUGUUGACAAGAAAGCAAGCGAACACAAAUUUCAGAUACCGGAAGCUCAGUACAUUGUAGCAAGAGUUCCCGAAAAGGAUACCCAAAUCGGCCUGCCGGUCGUUAAAAUUCCAGAAGAUGUAUGUAAUUUAACAGUGCCUGAAGUUACUGGCUACUUAAAAAGAUUGAAUCUAAGUAGUUAUGCAGAACAAUUCUUAGAUAAUGAUGUAGAUGGAGUUCUGCUUACAGGGUUGACAAAGAAUGACCUGAUGAGUGACUUUGGAAUGAAGGGAGUUGAGGCACAGAAGAUAAUAAACUUUUGCAAAGAAGCUCACUUGCCCAAAAAAUAAAUGCCUGUUUGUCGCCGUGCUGCUUGUUUAAGAUGUAUAUAAAACCUUUCAUAUAUACUGUUAAUACUGCACAUUCUUGUCAAUGUGAAGGUUCAAGUAGAUGAUAUUUACUAUAAAUAUCAAUGUUUAGGCCUUAUCUGUCGGAGCAGAACUUUUUGGUAAUGUCUUAAUAGUGUCUGCUGAUUUGUCAAACAAAGGGUUUGGUGAAGAGGGAACCAGGCUUUUUCACAGUAAGAUCAGAACACGAAUAUAACCAAAUGGGGAACAACAACGCCAAUAUUAUGUUAAAGAUUUACGACUGCGUUUAAACAUUUGGAAUAUACAGUCGAACCCCGUUGGCUGGAACUCACAGGGACCGUCGAAAAUACCUCGAGCCUCGAAAAAUUCGAGACAAGCGGGAAUUCUUACAUACAGUAUAAAAACGUCAUUUACAUGCAGUUCGAGCCAUCGAGGAAUUCGAGCCAAGUUAAUUCGAGCAGUCGGGGUUGAACUAUAUUGUUAACACUUUAAAUGUAUGUUCAUAUUAAACAUAUUGAUUACAGUGAAUAAUAUGAACAUUUGAGAUACUUACACUGCAGAUGUUGUUGCUUUUAAAUAUAUUGUUAAUAAUUACAUAAAUAUGUAAAAAUGUAUCUUUUUAUCUAUCUAUCAAUUUAAAUAUGUUGCUGAACCUGCAAUGUUUGGACAUUAAAUAUGGAUUGCUAAAAAUGCAUUUGUCUAUACAUUUACUUUUGUAAUGAAUGUGCCGUUCUAUGUUGCAAAGUUAAUAGUAUGAACUAUUAAUAACAAUAAUUGCUGGCUUACAUAUUUGUAUGUAUGUAAGUAAAUCGUGUAUCGUUGUUUAUAUUCCAAUGUUUAAAUUUAGCUGGAUUGUAUCUUCUGUGUGUAUCAUUGGAGUUUCUAUGGCAUCGUUCAAUAAGGCUAAGCAGAAUUAAUAACAUGAAUUUUACAAACCGAGGACCUAGUUUUAACGCGUUAGUGUUUAAGUGGCUUUACAGGCAAGAUAUAACUGCAAGGAGUAAAUAAGUUGCCAUGCACACGGAAGUAUCCAAAUAACCCCAUCGUCACCAUUGUACUGAAAAAUGACACUUUGUGAUGAAGUGCCCUAUUUGGUUCACCGUGCUUUAUCCUAAACUUUGAUCCUUUACUAGUGUUUCAACAUAUCACUGUAAUAUCAAUUUCAGUUAAUUGGCAGCAUCAGCAAAUACAAGUGGCCCUUUGAAGUCAUAUGAAAUGACUUGUACAUAAAACACGAUACAUCUCGUAAGAAACCGCUGAUAGGAGAAUACAAUGUAUUUCCAUCUGUUGCCCCAUUUUACACUGUGUUGUUUCCCUGGUGAUUCUAUAAUAUGACAUGCUUCGGACAUUCAAGAAAUGGAUAAUCUUUCAAACGAUUCCAGUACAAAUCCGGCUGAAACGAUAUAUGCGAAUAAGGACUAUACAAUUAAUGUAUAUUCAUCCUUUGAUCUGUAGAGCUAUUACAUAUUGCCCGAGUGUUAAUAGUUAAUGUUUUGUUGUGAGUAUUUGAUACUUACCAUGUGUAUCUUGUAUGUUUUAUAUUCAAACUAAUAAACAGGAAAAUAG